AUGGAAUUCGUUCACCUGCUCGCUUUAAUGUUGGUUUUAGCUUGGAACUCAGAUGUUGUCUUAACCAGAAACGCAGUUCAUCCAGUACGGCAUGAUUUGGCAUUUGUUCACACGUUUGAUACAAAAGAGAUGUGCAUGUCAAGAUGCCGCAUCGGUUGCACUCAACAACAUUCAGAAGACCUAAUGAUGCCACGCUGGCACUGCCCUCUGCAGGAAGAAGACGAGAACGAUGUGGAAGAAGAGGAGAAGACGUCGCUCGGAGGAAAAAUGCUCAUCAUUGUCCCUUGCGUCAUAUUUGGUUCCCUUCUGUUUUUGUUCUUCUGUGUGUCGGCGAUGCAACGAUUCUGUCGAAACGACUACUAA
This is a messenger RNA of Caenorhabditis remanei, 363 nucleotides long. RefSeq lists its product as uncharacterized. The transcript has 3 exons. The record is from RefSeq and is a predicted model, not a curated record. Bases 1 to 363 code for a protein of 120 amino acids. NCBI's taxonomy places the organism in Eukaryota, Metazoa, Nematoda, Chromadorea, Rhabditida, Rhabditidae.